AUGACAUGCACACAUAUUAGUCAAUCAAGGAUAAAAUUAAAUGAUUUGGUUGGUAAAUUGAGAGAUUCUAGUUCUUUGGUUUAUGAAGAAAUAGGUCCAUUAGCUGAUCCAACAAUAGAAGAAAAAAUAGAUGAAGUAGAUAAUUUGUUAAAUUCUUGUAAUUGUUAUGCUAACGAAAUUAGCAAAGGGGUUGGUGAAAGUAAAAGAAGAAAUGAUUUAAUUGAUGCUCACCGAGAAGAAAGGAAAAAUCUUAAUGCUCAGAUAGAAGGGAUAAAAAGUGAAUAUAAAGAAAUAAUAAAUAAUCAGAAUUCUCUGAUAGAAAGUGAAAGAAGAGAAAAUUCCAUUGUUAAAAGAGAAAAUUCUGACUUACAGCGUUUAUUAGGAUUGAGCGAGGGACAAGUUAGACAGUUAGAAGUUCAAUUAACAGAUAAAAGUAAUGAGUUAAAUCAAAACAAGCAAGCGUUAGAAAGAUUAAGACAAGCCUUUCAAGACUUAUUGGUUAGUAAUGCAACAUAUCAAACUGAAGCACGAGUCGUUAGAGAAAAUUUGGACUGA
Molecule: messenger RNA, 555 nt
Organism: Funneliformis geosporum
Lineage: Eukaryota; Fungi; Glomeromycota; Glomeromycetes; Glomerales; Glomeraceae
Source: the annotation of a GenBank genome assembly